UCUCAGGGUGGAUCGCUCUGAUGACUGGGACCAACAUAAGCCAGCAGCUGAGGUCCAGCAGUGAUUGCUGAGUUGGUGGGGCACUCCUCAGCAAGAUGGCUGCAUUGCUGCGCGCAAUAGUGGCAUCCUGCUGAAAUGACGCAAGCCACAGUUUACGUUCGGUCCUCGAGGCUCAGAGCUCUCCAGUCUCCAUAGCGCAGAUCCCGCCCGACACACAGCCGGAAGACCGACCGGUUAUCUUCCAGUGGACCGAGCGGAACCGGUUCAUCUGAGAAGACCUAUUCUUAGUCCUCCUCUCUCUUCCUUGUCCCCUCCAUCAUCAUCGCCAUCAUCUGCCUACCCAGUCCUGUCCACCUGUGGCCUCCUCACCUCUCGAGCUGAUUAACCAGCAGAUCAGGUGAGAGUGCGAUGAGGAGAGGUUUCAGAGUGUGAGGCCAUGGGCUGCACCUCGGCCAAGCAGGUGUCGGCCGUGCCCAACGAUGAGGAGGGACGCGGCAAGGCCUACAGCAACGGAGACCUCUUCACUGAUGAAUACAAGAUGAAGGGAGUGGAGGAGGUGAAGUACAUGAGAGGGGAUGAAAACCGGGUGAAUGCACGCAACCAGGAGAACCUGGAGAAGAGUAACGUGCAGUACAGGGGCAAACAGCAGAAAGAGGUCGCUGCAGCAAACAUCAAGUCCAAUAUUCACACGUCAGAGAGCCAGCAGGAAUUUUUCAGGAUGCUGGAUGAGAAGAUUGAGAAGGGGCGAGACUACUGUUCAGAGGGGGAAGAAGAAGAUGGGACAUAGCACAGAGGCCCCCAGAGAUACCCCCGACCUCACGGUGUGUGUGUGUGUGUGUGUGUGAGAGUAAAUGUGUACAUGAGUGCUCACGUGUGCCUGAGAGAGAGUUGAAUCAGUGUUUGACCAUUGGGGCGUCAAUGUGAAGGGACACUGUAUGUGUUGGUUUGAGCAUAUGUGUAUUUUUGAAUGUAUGGCAAAGAUAGUAUUUUAAUCAAAAGUGGAAAAGUGGGGGAUACGUGUGCGUGUCCGUGUGAGUGUGAAUGAGAGAGAGAAUGGAAUAAAGAACACUUUCUUCAGAGACUACAGCCCUCCUCUCUUAGCGCCUCACCCCUUCAGGCCCCCUGAGCGGACAGACAAAGGUGGCGCAGUGAUGAAGGGACAGACAGAUGAAAGGAGGGAGAGAUGGAGGAGGACGUGAUGACGGAUGGGCACAUGUUGCCGUGAACAGGGGAAAAGGACUCGCCACAGUCGGGUCAAGCAGAGUAAUUUCCUCGAGCAGCUCCUCAUCCCUCCAUCUGUCCAUCCAAAUCUGUCCCUGCUGAAUGCUUAACCCCUGUGAUGGGACAAAAGGAACUCUCAAACAUCGAGGCCCGGAAAGGACAAAUGUCUGAGAGACACACGAGUGGUGAAGGAGGAGGGAAACCCUAGGAGGAAAAGAUAGUGAAGGCAGAGGAGUUACGUAACGCCACAGGAUCCACACUGAACUUUUUUGGCCUGCCUCUCUACAGCCAUGAGGGACUCAGAGAAUGGGUGAGAGAAGAUGGAGAAGAAAUAUUGAGAAAUUUGUGAUAUUUUAAUAAGAGAGAAUAGGGAGCGAGCUGGUGAUUUAGAAAUUCUAAACUCCUCCUGCCUUCUGAAGUCAAGGACCUUUUUUUUGUUUUUUAAUUCUGUUCUGCAGCCACUCAUUUAGUUAUUUUUUUUUCUUUUUCCAGCGUUCUUUUAUUCAAUUUGUUUUUACUCUUGGCUUCGUUCUUAGUGCAUAAUCAUCAUUCUCCUUAUCAUCAUCACCGCAGCAGGCAGACUGAAGCUGCAUCUGUGUCUCAACCCAAUCUAUCCUCCUUCAUAUACCAUCACACUACAGACCUUCAUACACACACGCACAUAUACAUGGAGUCUUUUAUUGUACAUAUGGUGACACACUCUCAUCCCAACACACAGUAUAUAUGUACAUAUAUACAACACAUACACGCAUACACACAUUGUUGUAUUCCUUUCGUUUCACCAGCAGACUGUCAUGCGCAUUAAUCAGACGUAUUCUGUAAAGCUCUAGUUCUGCUUUGGUUCAGUGUUUGCGCACACACACACGCACACACACACACACACACACACACACACACACACAUACACACACACACCUGGGCACUAAAGGAGCAAACCAAGCUGAGCUCAAGCAGAGGAUGCAUGGUUGCCAUGUAGACACAGACCUGAUCACAUCUUCUGUUUUCAUCUUUACUGGAUACUUCCUGUUGUAUUAUUUUGAAUACUUUUUUUCUAUUAAAAAUAAAAACAAAGAAGCUCUUAA
Scatophagus argus is the source of this 2303-nucleotide messenger RNA. RefSeq lists its product as uncharacterized. The record is from RefSeq and is a predicted model, not a curated record. Bases 437 to 787 code for a protein of 116 amino acids. The transcript has 7 exons. Lineage: Eukaryota; Metazoa; Chordata; Actinopteri; Scatophagidae.